CAACUAACUGCAAGAUUCGUCUUUUAUUUUUGUUAUUUUCUUGAUCGUCAUUCCUUCAUUCUUUCGAUCUCGAUCCUCCCUACCUAAAGAAGUUGUUUUAACUGCAUCAUCAUCCUUGUACCAACAAACUUGCUUGUUUUGUGUCAAUAUGGGUGGUGAAUCAUGUGUUUCUUUGACUGAUUUCUUCGAUAGUUACAUGGAGGCAGAAGACACGAACUUAAUUUCACCCCUAGGUGCUGAGGACAUUUUCAGUACCCUUCAAGUUCUUGAGGAUGAAUUCACAUCCAUGGCCACCCCACAGUUUCAUGCAAACAAGUCUAAUUCCUCUUCUUCAUGCAUACAACAACAGCUUGUAGGGUCAGACAUCAAGAGGAAGCGGCAGUCGGUGGAAGACGGUGGAGAUGGACAGCAGAAGGUAGCACAUAUCUCGGUGGAACGGAACCGGAGGAAGCAGAUGAACGAGCACCUAACUGUCCUCCGUUCCCUAUUGCCUUGUUUCUAUAUCAAAAGGGGUGAUCAAGCAUCAAUAAUAGGAGUAGUAGUCGACUAUAUCACUGAAUUGCAACAAGUUGUUCAAUCACUAGAGGCAAAGAAGCAAAGAAAAGUGUAUGGAGAUGUUUUGAGCCCAAGGCCUUCACCGCGCAGCCCCAGACCGGCCUUGCCAAUUAGCCCAACAACCCCACAAUCUGCAGUAAGCCCUUACAGACCCAGAUUCCACCAACCUAAUCCAUCUUACUUGCAACCAUCAUCAGCAGCUUCACCUUCUACUUCUUCAUCAAAUUCUGACAUUGUUUCAAAAUCAUCCAUUGCCGACGUUGAGGUGAAAUUUUCGGGCUCUAAUCUUGUUCUAAAGACCGUCUCACCGCGCCUGCCAGGCCAAGCAACCAAAAUAGUUUCGGUUCUUGAAGACCUCUCCUUUGAAAUACUCCAUGUUGGCAUUAACAUUGUUGAUGAAACUAUGGUCAAUUCCUUCACCAUUAAGAUUGGAAUUGAAUGCCAGCUAAGUGUGGAAGACCUGGUUCAACAUGUCCAACAGACAUUCUGCUAGCUAGUUGUUGAAAACGGAAGCCUCGAUCAUAUGCUUCCUUUUAUUGCAUUGGACAUGAUGUCAAAGCAACGACAUAUACCAGUUAAGAAACUAGUGAAAAUAAAGGCAGUACUAGAGUCUAAUGAUUUAUUAUUACAUGUUUAUAAAUCUAACUUCAUUUCCUCUCUAUAAUUAGCAGCUGU
Messenger RNA from Helianthus annuus (common sunflower), 1230 nucleotides. RefSeq names its product transcription factor SPEECHLESS. The record is from RefSeq and is a predicted model, not a curated record. The transcript has 3 exons. The coding region runs from base 149 to 1048 and encodes 299 amino acids. Gene Ontology annotation, biological process: guard cell differentiation; stomatal complex development; positive regulation of DNA-templated transcription. Gene Ontology annotation, molecular function: DNA-binding transcription factor activity; protein dimerization activity. Lineage: Eukaryota; Viridiplantae; Streptophyta; Magnoliopsida; Asterales; Asteraceae. Gene Ontology annotation, cellular component: nucleus.